CAAGUGAACUUAAGCAAACUUACGCAGUUUCAUUUUUUGUAAAAUGAGUCUAUAUAAUUAAAGAGAUCAGAUUAUUGUAAUUAUUAAAGUAAUGCCACGAUAAAUUAGUUUGGACUUAAAAUUAAACCUGUUCAAUAGCUUAAGAAAUACUUCACAUUUGUAGUUAUAUAUUUUUAUCGAAGCAAGGUUUCAGAAUAGCAUCUAUUUUACCAACAAACAUAUUUCAAAAUGACGGUAAUCCAAAAGUUGAUGUCAGGUUUGGUGAUGACGCUCAUAUGUGCUGGAAUAAAAUGCGGAGCUCAACGUGGACCGGGGCGCUCCAAUCAUCUCAGCAAGUUGUUCUUACAUUCAUUUAAACCAACAACGACAGAGGCUCCCUUAUCGGGCGCAAUGAUGAGCAACGUCCUGCCAUCCCCUGCCGCGCCAAUCAGUGCACUUUUCGUUGACGGCAAACGUGAUGUGGAUAUGUCGGAUAAAGACGAAAAAGAACGGCAGCUGGAUACACUGGGUGGUAUCUAUGCCUUUGAUUACAGACCACCUAGAUCUGUGGACGAAUAUGAAGAGGCCCCUGAGUAUUAUUCAGCGGACGAGGACGAAACUGAUCAACAGAAACGAGGCUUUGACACCCUCGGUCAUAUGCAGCUACAUGGCUACAAAAGGGGCUUCGAUACGCUUGGCAACAUGCAACUCCAUGGCUACAAGCGAGGCCUCGACACGCUCGGAAACAUGCAACUGCACAGCUAUUAUAAACGUGGUUUCGAUACGCUAGGCAAUAUGCAACUUCAUAGCUACUACAAGCGCCGUCCCUUUGACACUCUCGGAGGUUCCCGGCUACACUCGGGUUACAAACGCUUCCUGUCGUCACUCGGAGGAACAAAUAUCCACAGCUAUAAAAGGAGCAUAGACGACCAACCCGAAGACAAACGAUUCCUUUCUACUCUCGGUGGUAAUUAUAUCCACAGCGGGUUCAAUCGCCUCGCGGACAAGCGACGGUACCUGUCGACACUCGGCGGAACAAAUAUAUACAACUACAAAAGAGGACUGGAUAGUCUAGGUGGAGCAAACCUUCAUGGGGCGUUUAAACGAUAUCUGAGCUCCUUGGGUGGUACCCACAUUCACGAUUAUGGCAUGAAAAGAACGCUGCCUUCGUUCGGAGAAGUAAAUAAGCAUGGUGGUUUUAAUAUGGCUGGCGACGUGGAAGCUAACCCCGAAAUUUACCCCUUUGAAGUCGAAGAUAAAGACGGCAAUCUCAAUGAUGAAACUAAUGAAGGCGACGAUGUACUUGACAAACGCAGUCUGGAUACGUUGGGUGGCUUUGGAUUGCACCGAUAUCGACGAAGCGAUGCAAAGGUUCAGAACAAAAACGCAGCAAUAAAGUUUGAAAAUAUGCACGACACUUGAAGUGCAAAUCUAUUCCUCUUGGUUACAGAAAAUGUUAUCGAAAAGCCAAGAUAUAAAAAAAUUAGACGUACAGUAUAUCCCGGCAAGACUAUUUAACGAUUUUUUUAAUAUUAAUGAAGUCAGUUUCUCUUUUCGCUGUAAAAAGCAUACUUUUUACUUACGGCUUCUCUGUUAAAUAGUUAAUAUUUAUGCUACCAGCACAUUCCAAUGCGACGAUUAAAUCAAGUUUAACAUAUGUUUUGCAAAACGCUCAUUAAAAAGCAAUUUUGUGACUUUUAUAUCAAUGUAUGCAUACUAAAUAAAACAUGACUCGCUUAA
This is a messenger RNA of Dreissena polymorpha, 1719 nucleotides long. Its product is annotated as feeding circuit activating peptides-like. The coding region runs from base 229 to 1401 and encodes 390 amino acids. Lineage: Eukaryota; Metazoa; Mollusca; Bivalvia; Myida; Dreissenidae. The transcript is spliced from 4 exons. The record is from RefSeq and is a predicted model, not a curated record.